AUGUUGAAAAUCCUCUUGCAACCAUUGUACCAAAACUCAUUUCCGCCCUCUUCUUACGCACCUAUUUUCCAGUACUUGAUUGGCAAGAAUUUCCUCAAACUUGGCCAACAAGUUCACGCUCACUUGGCCGUUCGAGGGAUUUAUCCCAAUGGAUUAGUCGCAGCGAAAAUGGUCGCUAUGUAUGCCAGCUCCGGUGAAAUCGACUCCGCCUCACAUAUUUUCGAUAAUGCCACUGAACCCUCUUCGCUUCUGUAUAAUGCCAUGAUUCGAGCACUUACCCUUUAUGGGAUUACUGAUAGAACAAUACAGCUUUACUUCCAAAUGCAUUCUUUGGGUUUGCGUGGUGACAAUUUUACUUAUCCUUUUGUGUUCAAGUCAUGUGCCGACUUGUGUGAUAUUUGGUUGGGGAAAUGUGUUCAUGGCUCAAUAUUGAGAUGUGGGUUGGUGUUUGAUAUCUAUGUAGGCACUUCUUUGAUUGAUAUGUACGUUAAGUGUGGUGAUUUGAUUGAGGCUCGCAAACAGUUUGAUGAAAUGCCCGUGAGAGAUGUGUCGUCUUGGAAUGCAUUAAUUGCUGGGUAUAUGAAGGAUGGGUUAUUCAAAUACGCUGAGGAGUUGUUUGAGAAAAUGCCAACUCGGAAUAUAGUGUCGUGGACAGCAAUGAUUUCUGGAUAUGCUCAGAAUGGUUUAGCUGAUAAGUCGUUGCGAUUGUUUGAUAAGAUGUUGGAUCGUGACUCGGAGGUGAGGCCUAAUUGGGUGACGAUUAUGAGUGUCUUACCUGCAUGUGCGCACUCUGCUGAACUAGAACGUGGGAGGAAGAUACAUAGUUUUGCUAGAGAGACCGGAUUGGAGAAGAAUCCUUCGGUGCAAACAGCUCUUAUAGCCAUGUAUGCGAAAUGUGGCAGUCUGGUUGAUGCUCGUUUGUGUUUCGAUCAGAUGAACCCGAAGGAGAAGAAGUUGGUUGCUUGGAAUACAAUGGUUACUGCUUACGCAUCCCAUGGUUGUGGGCAGGAAGCUGUUUCAACGUUUGAGGAUAUGAUACGAGCUGGUGUACAGCCUGAUGGGAUUACAUUUACAGGCUUGUUAUCAGGUUGCAGCCACUCGGGUCUUGUGGAUGUUGGACUAAGAUAUUUUGAUUGUAUGAGUUCCGUUUACUUUGUGGAGCCGGGACACGAUCAUUAUGCUUGUGUGGUUGAUCUACUUGGUCGUGCUGGACGAUUGGUGGAUGCAUAUAACCUCAUUUCUCAAAUGCCAAUGGCAGCAGGACCAAGCAUUUGGGGUUCGUUAUUAGCUGCUGGUCGAAGCCAUCGCAACUUAGAAAUUGCAGAAUUAGCAGCUAAAAAGUUAUUUAUCUUGGAACCAGACAACAGUGGGAAUUAUGUGGUGCUCUCAAAUAUGUAUGCAGAAGCUGGGAUGUGGGAGGAAGUGAACUACUUGAGGAUCCAACUGAAAUCACAACGUAUUAUGAAGAAUCCUGGAUGUAGUUGGAUUGAAUUUGAAGGAAAGGCCCAUUUAUUCCUUGGAGGAGAUACAUCUCAUCCACAGGCAGAACAAAUAUACAUGUUUUUAGAGGCACUGCCUGCCAAGAUAAGAGCGGCUGGUUACAUUCCAGAUACUACUUUUGCUUUGCAUGAUGUGAGUGAAGAGGAGAAAGAGCAAAAUCUGAGUAGUCACAGUGAGAGGCUGGCCAUUGCCUUUGGCAUUCUUAAUACAAGCCCAGAUACAGUUCUCCGAGUGACAAAGAAUCUUAGAAUCUGUGGAGACUGUCAUACUGUUAUAAAACUUAUCUCGAAAAUAUAUGAAAGAGAGAUCAUUCGUCAAGAUCAAUUAACAAACUCUGUUCGGGAAUUCCUGAAGUUGCUAUGCAUGACCAUGUCCAAGACUACCAGCUGUAAGAUCUACCUUGUUAACUGUCCAGGCUUGGGUGGAAAUGAUUAA
This is a messenger RNA of Nicotiana tabacum (common tobacco), 1935 nucleotides long. The record is from RefSeq and is a predicted model, not a curated record. NCBI's taxonomy places the organism in Eukaryota, Viridiplantae, Streptophyta, Magnoliopsida, Solanales, Solanaceae.